AAUCUUCGGUCACAGUCACAUGUAUUAUUACUCGUCUAAUAAAUAAGUCAUGUUUUUCUCUGUCCUCCCUUUCCUCGCUUUCAUCUUCUUGUCUCCCCGUUUCUCACUCAAUCUCCCCUCACUCCCUCCCAGUACUACUACUACUUAUUCACACCUCUCUCAUUAUUAUUAAUAUUUAUGCUCAGAUCUGAGUGGUAAUCUCCUUCUCCAGUCUCCACCUACUUCUACAACUACUACUAUUACUACCUCUCUCUCUCUGUAAGUCAGUCUCACAUUGCUGCUAAUUUAGGGUCAAGUAAACAACAAUGGCAGCAUUAGAUUCGCAGAACACGCUACUCGGAGAAACCACUUGUGGUUCUUUACUACAGCAGUUGCAGCAAAUUUGGGAUGAAGUUGGUGAGAGUGACGCUGAACGGGAUAAGAUGCUUCUUCAGUUGGAGCAAGAGUGCUUGGAUGUGUACAAGAGAAAGGUUGACCAUGCUGUCAAGUCGAGGGCACACUUGCUUCAGUCACUUGCUGAUGGUCAAGUUGAGCUUCACAGUCUUAUGUCAGCACUGGGGGAAAAAACUUAUGUUGGAAUUCCUGACAAUACUUCAGGAACAAUUAAGGAGCAACUUUCAGCUAUAGCACCAACAUUAGAACAACUAUGGAAGCAGAAGGAUGAGAGAAUAAAAGAGUUCUCAGAUGUACAAUCUCAAAUUCAAAUGAUAUGUGGUCAAAUUACAGGAACCAUUGAAAAAGUGGGAAGCCCUGUAGUUGAUGAGUCUGAUCUUUCCCUGAAGAAAUUGGAUGAAUUUCAAGCCAAGCUGCAAGAAUUGCAGAAAGAAAAGAGUGAUCGGUUGCAUAAGGUCCUUGAAUUUGUCAGCACGGUGCAUGACCUUUGUGCUGUUCUUCGGAUGGACUUCUUCAGUACCGUUACUGAAGUUCAUCCUAGUCUGGAUGAUUCUAUAGGUGUACAGUCUAAAAGCAUAAGUAAUGACACCUUAUCUCAGUUGGCCAAGACCGUCUUAGCUUUAGAAGAAGAUAAGGAACAGAGGUUGCAUAAGCUUCAAGAGUUAGCAAAACAACUUAUUGAUCUUUGGAAUCUAAUGGAUACCUCUGAAGAAGAGAGAAGCUUGUUUGACCAUGUUACCUGCAAUGUGUCAGCUUCUGUCGACGAAGUGACCAUUCCUGGCGCCCUUGCUUUGGAUCUGAUUGAGCAGGCUGAGGUGGAAGUUGAAAGGCUAGAUCAGCUAAAAGCUAGCAGAAUGAAGGAAAUUGCAUUUAAGAGACAAGCUGAGCUGGAAGAGAUCUAUGUGCAUGCCCAUGUAGAGAUUGAUUCGGAGGCUGCUCGUGAAAGAAUCAUGGCAUUGAUUGAUUCCGGGGAUGUUGAGCCUGCUGAGUUACUGGACGACAUGGAUAAUCAGAUAGUAAAAGCAAAAGAAGAGGCACUAAGCAGAAAGGACAUACUGGACAAGGUGGAGAAAUGGAUGUCAGCUUGUGAAGAAGAGAGUUGGCUCGAAGACUACAACAGGGACGACAAUAGGUAUAACGCGAGCAGAGGUGCACACUUGAAUCUUAAACGUGCUGAGAAGGCCAGAAUUCUAGUAAACAAAAUUCCUGCUUUAGUUGAAUCAUUAGUUGCCAAAACUCGUGCUUGGGAAGAAGAACGUGGAGUAUCAUUUACCUACGACGGUGUUCCUCUACUUGCCAUGCUAGACGAAUAUGCGAUGCUCAGGAAUGACCGAGAAGAAGAAAAAAGAAGGAUGAAGGAUCAGAAGAAGUUUCAUGAACAGACAAAUGCUGCCGAACAGGAAACAGCAUUCACUGCAAGGCCAAGCCCUGCUCGACCAGUUGGCACGAAGAAGGCAGUUGGUUCUCGUGCUAAUGGGGCAAAUGGAACUCCUAAUAGACGAUUAUCUCUGAAUGCUCAUCAAAAUGGUUCGCGGUCCAUUAACAAAGAUGGAAGACGGGAGAGCAUGAGGGCUGCAGCUCCCUUGAAAGAGGAUGCUGGCUCGUGCAUUUCAGGAAGUGAGCCUCUACCAAGUACACCAUGAAGAUGAGUGAGAUGAAGACAUCUAUAGGCUGCGAUGUUUCAGUUUUCAGUUACUAUUACUAGUUUAAUUGCUGUUAGUAGGGAAUGCAUAAUUUGAGUAGCUAGCAAGUGUGAGUCUUGUGAGUAGAGACUAGAGAGCCUAGAGGCUGAGGUAGCUGUGUAAUAUUGUGUACUGAAGUUUGGAGCUUAUUAAGUUUCACCAGUUAUAUUGUU
Molecule: messenger RNA, 2248 nt
Organism: Daucus carota subsp. sativus
Lineage: Eukaryota; Viridiplantae; Streptophyta; Magnoliopsida; Apiales; Apiaceae
Product: 65-kDa microtubule-associated protein 1
Exons: 10
Coding region: 306-2036 (576 amino acids)
Biological process (GO): cytokinesis by cell plate formation; microtubule cytoskeleton organization
Cellular component (GO): cytoplasm; spindle
Molecular function (GO): microtubule binding
Source: RefSeq, a predicted model, not a curated record